This is a messenger RNA of Vitis vinifera (wine grape), 1851 nucleotides long. RefSeq lists its product as uncharacterized. The transcript has 11 exons. The record is from RefSeq and is a predicted model, not a curated record. Gene Ontology annotation, cellular component: plasma membrane. The coding region runs from base 1 to 1851 and encodes 616 amino acids. NCBI's taxonomy places the organism in Eukaryota, Viridiplantae, Streptophyta, Magnoliopsida, Vitales, Vitaceae. Gene Ontology annotation, molecular function: protein kinase activity. Gene Ontology annotation, biological process: protein phosphorylation.
AUGUGGUCUUCAAGAGAUCAGGGGGAGAGUGUGAUAGUGGUGAUGGAUGCCAACCGAAGUAAAGCAAGCGUUGAUGCAGUGUGCUGGGCUCUCAAGCACGUGGUCCGCCCCAAGGACACUGUUGUUGUUCUUGGUAUUCUCUGUGAGCUUGGGAGGAAGACUUCUUGUUUUCCGUUUCACAUGGGCAUGGGCACCGCUGGGAUUUUUUAUGAUAAGGCUGUAAUCCAAGUUCACUUGCCUACCAACUCUAAGCUUUUCUGUCAAUUUGUUAACUUGGCAAUUAGCAUGGUAUCAGAGUCUCGUUUUUCUCGGUUGAUCACGGGGGAAAGUUCAUAUGCAAAUAAGAAGAGACUGAGAUGUGAGGUUAAGGCCGCACAGCCGCCUACAGAUGUGAACGCCAGCACAAGCGGGGAAAGAUUGGAAUUGUCAGGAAGUGAAGUGAACCCCAAAGAGCUCGAAGAAGAAAUUGAGAAAAAGAGGGAACAAUACCAGAGUAGUCUCCAGCCAAUAUACCGACAAUGCAGGAAGAAUGAGGUGAAGUUGGAAGUUAAACUUGCUGCAGGAUUUGAUGCCAAGAAAAUAACCAUUGAAGAAGCGCAAAACUCAAAUACUCGAUGGAUUGUUUUGGAUAGCCACUUGAAGAAGGAGAAGGUGUUCAUCUAUGGCCAGGUAGACUGCAACAUUGCAGUGAUGAAAGGAAAAGAUGUUGCAACCUUAAUGGUACCAAAAGCUUCUGGGUGUUCACAAAUUCCCCAAAAAAUCACUAGAGUUGACGCGGCAAAUAUCAUCACACCAGAUCAACCCCAGACACAGCCAGAUGAUGAAGACCUAAAUGAUCUUCAAGAAGACUUAUGUCGGCCAGCACCAGCUCCUCAAAGUCCUUGCUGGUAUCCCCUUGCAUGGAGAACUGGUUUCCCUCGCUCUUUCACUCUCACUGAGCUUGAAGAGAUAACAAAUAGGUUUGGCGAUGAGAAUAUUGUUUUAGACCACGGGGACAUCAAACUUUACGACGGGAUCCUGCAGGAAACACCUGUUUUAGUCCAGCGUUUCUCUGGAAAUGAUCAAGGCAAGUUCUGGUCAGAAUUCAAGAUCCUCUCCCGUGUCCGCCAUCGCAAUAUCAUGAACCUUGUUGGAUACUGCUGCACUGGCUCUUGUUUGUUCUUGCUCUUCGACUACCCAUGUAUGGGUAGCCUUGAAGUGAACCUCCGACACAAUGCUGUUACUAGGAAGAAGAUGAUUUUGAAACCAGAUUUCAUUAUGUAUGAAGGUGAAGAUAAGGCUGAGAACCUCUCAUGGAGAUUAAGGUGGUAUAUUGCUCAAGAAAUAGGAGUAACUUUGCGCUAUCUUCAUGAGGAAUGUGCCGAUGGACCCAUUCUAUGCAACUUCUCAACGGCUAAGUUGCUCAAGGAUGAUACUCCCUUCAAUGAAGCUUCACAAGCAGAAUGCCCCAAGGUAGAGCAAGACGAGUACCUUUCUGCUGAUGUACACGAUUAUGGGGUGUUCCUCUUGGAGCUCAUAGCUGGAAAGAGUGCCAGUGACUUUGAGGCACAAGGCAGUGGACAGUCCUUGAUUGAUUGGGCACUGCCACUUCUGGAAAAUGAUUCCCUCGGUGAAGUGAUGGAUCCCAGAAUAGCGGAUACUAAUGAUGUUAGGCUGGUCCAUCAUAUGGCACGAGCUGCACUGUUCUGCCUGAAAAACGAUUCCGGUCGGAGGUUAUCUAUAAGUGAGAUGGACAACUUUUCAGAGCAUGCAUGGUAUCUUCCUUCAGUUUCGGCACAAUUUGGGCAUGCAGUUGCUUGCUUGCCUGAAACAAAUUCAGGGUUGUUAAAGCUUGGAGGCAUGACUGAGUAG